Molecule: messenger RNA, 1270 nt
Organism: Olea europaea var. sylvestris
Lineage: Eukaryota; Viridiplantae; Streptophyta; Magnoliopsida; Lamiales; Oleaceae
Product: 60S ribosomal export protein NMD3-like
Exons: 4
Coding region: 176-1270 (364 amino acids)
Biological process (GO): ribosomal large subunit export from nucleus
Cellular component (GO): nucleus; cytoplasm
Molecular function (GO): ribosomal large subunit binding
Source: RefSeq, a predicted model, not a curated record
AUAACAAAAUAAAAAAUAGAAAAAUAAAAUAAAAUCUGCACGACAGUUACAAAUUCGCUCUUUUGUAUCACCUUCCCGUCGUCUCUCCUCUUCACUCCGUCCGUCGCCGCCGUGCCAGGGUUUUCGCCUCCAUUAGAUUCUAUUGUCAAAAUCCACAGUGUGCUCAUCUGAAGUCAUGGCACAAGAAGCAGGAAUGUUUACGGUGCCCCAGACUAUAGGCAGUGUCCUAUGCUGCAAAUGCGGUAUUUUGAUGCAACCAAAUGCUGCAAAUAUGUGUGCCAAGUGCUUGCGUUCUGAAGUUGAUAUUACAGAAGGCCUACAGAAGCAUGUGGUACUUAUCCAUUGUCCUGAAUGUGAGAGCUAUUUGCAGCCGCCUAGGACCUGGAUGAAAAUGCAGCUGGAGUCUAAGGAACUGCUGACCUUUUGCAUAAAGAGGUUGAAGAACUUGAAUAAAGUCCAUUUAGUACAUGCAGAAUUCAUUUGGACUGAACCUCACUCCAAGAGAAUUAAAGUUAGACUGAGGGUCCAGAAAGAGGUUCUGAAUGGGGCAGUACUUGAACAAGCUUACACCAUUGAAUAUGUUGUGCAAGACCAGAUGUGCGAGUCUUGUACAAGGGUUCAGGCUAAUCCUGAUCAAUGGGUGGCUGCAGUUCAACUGCGGCAGCAUGUUUCUCACAGGCGCACUUUCUUCUAUUUAGAGCAGCUUAUUAUUAAGCAUGAUGAAGCUCGCAAUGCAAUAAGAAUUAAGCAGAUGGACCAGGGAAUUGAUUUCUUUUUCGUUAAUCGGAGUCAUGCUGGGAAGUUUGUUGACUUUGUGGGUGAGGUAGCUCCAAUUAGGAAACGAAAUGACAAGCAACUUGUAUCCCAUGAUCCGAAGAGCAACAAUUACAAUUACAAGUACACUUUCUCGGUUGAGAUAUGUCCAAUAUGUCGUGAGGAUUUGAUAUGUCUCCCUCCUAAAGUCGCUGCAAGUCAGGGGAAUCUUGGACCCCUUGUGAUCUGCACCAAAGUGACUAACAGCAUUGCUUUAUUAGACCCAUUUACUCUUAGGCACUGCUUCUUGAAUGCCGAGCAGUAUUGGAGGGCUCCUUUUAAGGCUCUACUUUCAAGUAGGCAGCUUGUGGAAUAUAUCGUGUUGGACAUUGAGACUGUUUCUUCUGAAGUCAUUGUUGGUGGCUCAAAUUUCUCUAAUUCUUGCAACAAUCAGCUUGAUGCUGGGAUCCAAAUUCUUUUUGCUUUGGAUUAUCUUAUUGAUACGGAGAUGAACUGA